Messenger RNA from Triticum aestivum (bread wheat), 363 nucleotides. RefSeq names its product defensin Ec-AMP-D1. Bases 54 to 284 code for a protein of 76 amino acids. The record is from RefSeq and is a predicted model, not a curated record. Lineage: Eukaryota; Viridiplantae; Streptophyta; Magnoliopsida; Poales; Poaceae. The transcript has 2 exons. Gene Ontology annotation, biological process: defense response.
CUUGAAGGUCUUAAUCUGUCAUACAAUCCUCUUAGUCUUUCAUAGGAAAUCUCAUGGAUCUCUCCAUGAAGGUUGUUGUGGUCGUUCUCCUGCUUCUUGUGACCACAGAGGACCAGGGACCAGUGCAGCUAGCUUUGGCGAGGGACUGUCAGUCAAAGAGCUUCAAGUUCAAGGGGAUGUGUGUGCGCGAUGACAACUGUGCAAGUGUUUGCCUGCUCGAGGGUUUCACCGGAGGCAAGUGCAAGGGCUUUUGGCAUCGUUGUUACUGCACCAAGGACUGCUAGAUGGCCCUGAUUUGUCUAUUGCAUAUAUGCUUCCGUCUAAUAACUGAUAAUAACCGAAUAAUAGAUCUAUAUCUAUGUA